UCGCUCCCACUAACCAAACCGAACCCAAAUCCAUAGCCAAGGACACUCCCCCAAAUGGGUCACUCAAAAACUGUAAAACCAUAAAGCAAGUGAAGCAACUUCACUGUCACAUCACUAAGAAAGGCCUCAGCCAGAGACCCUCUAAUGUCACCAAGAUCAUUAGCACAUGCGCCAAAAUGGGCACCUUCGAAAGCUUAGACUAUGCCCGAAAAGCCUUCGACUUGUUCCUUGAAGAAGAAGAAGAAACAAAGGGUGUAUUGUUCAUGUACAAUUCUCUGAUAAGGGGUUACUCUGGUGUUGGGCUUAGUUACGAGGCUAUUGGGCUUUAAGUUCAGAUGUUGCAUUGAGCGCGUGCUUGAAGAUUGUGGCUUUCUAUGAAGGGGUUCAGCUCCAUUAUGGGUUUGGAGGAAGAUGUGUUUAUUGGGCAUUCUUUGAUUCAUUUCUAUGCAGAAUGUGGGGACUUGGAUUAUGCCCAGAAGGUGUUUGAUGAAGUGCUUGAGAUAAACACUGUGUCGUGGACUAGUUUGAUUUGUGGUUAUGGUAGGAGGAAUAUGCCAAAGGAGACUGUUUCUUUGUUUUUCAAGAUUGUGGCUACCGGGAUUAAAUCCAAUUCGGUGACUAUGGUGUGUGUCAUUUCUGCUUGCGCAAAGUUGAAGGAUGUUGCUUUGAGUGAGAGGUGGUCUAGUGGGGUGGUUGAUCAAGAGUUUGCAGCAGACGUAGCCAUAGCCAAGUGGCAUUUCAUACCUCACCUUCAAAACCGAACAGUUUCAGAGCAGCCAAAGUUUGUGUUUCCUAUACCUUGUUUUACUCCUACACUCUCCAUCUGACCA
Messenger RNA from Rosa rugosa (rugosa rose), 830 nucleotides. Its product is annotated as pentatricopeptide repeat-containing protein At3g22690-like. The record is from RefSeq and is a predicted model, not a curated record. Gene Ontology annotation, biological process: RNA modification. The coding region runs from base 375 to 827 and encodes 150 amino acids. Gene Ontology annotation, molecular function: protein binding; RNA binding. NCBI's taxonomy places the organism in Eukaryota, Viridiplantae, Streptophyta, Magnoliopsida, Rosales, Rosaceae. The transcript has 2 exons.